Thlaspi arvense is the source of this 990-nucleotide messenger RNA. The record is from the annotation of a GenBank genome assembly. NCBI's taxonomy places the organism in Eukaryota, Viridiplantae, Streptophyta, Magnoliopsida, Brassicales, Brassicaceae.
AUGACCAAGCCGAUCUUGGUUAAAAACACAAAGGAAAUGUUGACAAACUUGAACUUUCCUGAAUCUAUCAAAGUAGCCGAUUUGGGCUGUUCUUCGGGACAAAACACGUUUCUAGUGAUGUCCGAGAUCGUCAACACAAUCAAUUUGCUAUGUCAAGAACGGAACCAAAAACAGCCAGAGAUAGAUUGUUGUUUGAACGAUCUCCCUAAUAACGAUUUCAACACAGCUUUCAAGUUCAUAACUCUCUUCAAGAACAAGCUCAGAAGCGACGUCGGAUCGUGCUUCAUAUCUGGAGUCCCUGGUUCCUUUUACUCAAGACUAUUCCCUCGCAAGUCUCUCCAUCUCGUACAUUCAGUCUACAGUAUUCAUUUCCUCUCUAAGGUUCCGGAUGGAUUGGAGAAGAACAACAUGAGUGUGUACAUAACAACUUCAAGCCCUCUAAGUGAAUAUACGGCUUACUUAAAUCAAUUCCAAAGAGAUUUCACGACUUUUUUGAGAAUGCGCUCUCAAGAAAUGGUAUCUAAUGGACGUAUGGUUCUCACAGUAAUGGGCAGAAACACUCUUGAUGAUCCAUUGUUUAGGGAUUGUUGUCAUUGUUGGACAUUGUUAUCCAACUCUCUCUGCGACUUAGUCUUGGAGGGUCAUUUGAGUGCAUCGAAAGUGAAUUCGUUCAAGAUCCCUUUUUAUGAUCCGAACGAAGAAGAACUGAAGGAGAUAAUAAGGAAAGAAGGAUCUUUCCAAAUAAACGACGUGGAGACACAUGGAUUUGAUCUUGGACAUAGUAACGAGGAUUGUAGCUUACAAUCACUUAGAGGACACAAAGAAGCUGGUUGUAUAAGAGCAGUGACUGAAACAAUGCUCGUCGCUCACUUUGGAGAUUCCAUUAACAUCGAUACAUUGUUCAGCAAGUAUGCACAUCAUGUCUCUCAACACACUAGCUGCAAUAUCAAAACGACUGUAACUCUAGUCGUUUCAUUGAUUCGCAAAUAA